GCUAGCGGCGUAGACAGGGCUCCAGAGCUCCAGAUCCGGGCCCCGGCCGCCGCCAGGGGCCCCGCCCGGUGCCCCUACCCCUCCCCGCGUCCCUCCUGCAGCCCAGCUUCUCCCGCAGUCGCCGCGAACCAGGCCGGCACCGCCGCCAUGAUGUGCGAGGUGAUGCCCACCAUCAGCGAGGAUGGCCGGCGGGGCUCGGCGCUGGGCCCGGACGAGGCGGGCGGCGAGCUGGAGCGCCUCAUGGUCACGAUGCUCACGGAGCGCGAGCGCCUGCUGGAGACGCUGAGAGAGGCGCAGGACGGGCUGGCGACGGCACAGCUACGACUGCGCGAGCUCGGCCACGAGAAGGACUCCCUGCAGCGGCAACUCAGUAUCGCUCUGCCUCAGGAGUUUGCUGCUCUGACGAAGGAGCUCAACUUAUGUCGGGAACAGCUUCUGGAGAGGGAGGAAGAGAUCGCAGAGCUGAAGGCAGAGCGCAACAACACCAGGCUCCUUCUGGAACACCUGGAGUGCCUGGUGUCCAGGCACGAGCGUUCCUUGCGAAUGACUGUGGUGAAACGCCAAGCCCAAUCCCCUGGAGGGGUCUCCUCUGAGGUGGAGGUGCUGAAGGCUCUAAAGUCCCUCUUUGAGCACCACAAGGCCCUGGAUGAGAAGGUCCGGGAAAGAUUGCGGAUGGCCCUUGAGAGGGUGGCAGUGCUGGAGGAGGAGCUGGAGCUGAGCAAUCAGGAGACUCUGAACCUUCGAGACCAGCUAUCUAGAAGACGGUCAGGGCUGGAGGAGCCAGGCAAGGAUGGGGAUGGACAGACCCUGGCCAACGGUCUGGGUCCUGUGGGAGACUCCAGCCGGCGCACCGCGGAGCUGGAGGAAGCCCUGGAGCGGCAGCGUGCGGAGGUGUGCCAGCUGCGGGAGCGCCUGGCAGUGCUGUGCCGCCAGAUGAGCCAGCUGGAGGAGGAGCUGGGCACUGCUCACCGCGAGCUGGGUAAGGCCGAGGAAGCUAACUCCAAGCUGCAGCGCGACCUCAAGGAGGCCCUGGCUCAGCGGGAGGAUAUGGAAGAACGCAUCACCACGCUUGAGAAGCGCUACCUGAGUGCCCAGCGUGAGGCCACGUCCCUACAUGAUGCCAACGACAAGCUGGAGAACGAAUUGGCCAGCAAAGAGUCGCUGUACCGACAGAGUGAAGAGAAGAGCCGUCAGCUGGCGGAGUGGUUGGAUGACGCCAAGCAGAAGCUGCAGCAGACCCUGCAGAAGGCCGAGACCUUGCCUGAGAUAGAGGCCCAGCUGGCGCAGCGCGUGGCCGCUCUCAACAAGGCUGAGGAACGCCAUGGGAACUUUGAGGAACGGCUCCGGCAGCUGGAGGCACAGCUGGAGGAGAAGAACCAGGAGCUGCAGCGGGCCCGGCAGAGGGAGAAGAUGAACGAUGACCACAAUAAACGACUGUCAGAGACGGUGGACAAGCUGCUGAGUGAAUCCAACGAACGAUUACAGCUUCACCUCAAGGAGCGCAUGGGGGCCCUGGAGGAGAAGAACUCACUGAGUGAGGAGAUCGCUAACAUGAAGAAGCUUCAAGAUGAGCUGCUGCUCAACAAGGAGCAGCUCUUGGCUGAGAUGGAGCGAAUGCAGAUGGAGAUUGACCAGCUUCGGGGGAGGCCACCCUCCUCCUACUCCAGGUCCCUCCCUGGCAGUGCCCUGGAGCUCCGUUACUCCCAAGCACCAACUUUACCUUCUGGUGCCCCUCUGGAUCCUUAUGGGGCUGGCAGUGGCCGGGCAGGCAAGAGGGGCCGCUGGUCGGGGGCCAAGGAUGAGUCUUCCAAGGAUUGGGACCGUUCUGCCCCUGCCGGGUCCAUCCCGCCCCCGUUCCCUGGAGAGCUAGACGGCUCGGAUGAGGAGGAGGCUGAGGGCAUGUUCGGGGCUGAGUUGCUGUCCCCCAGUGGGCAGGCUGAUGUGCAGACGCUGGCCAUCAUGCUUCAGGAGCAAUUGGAAGCCAUCAACAAGGAAAUCAAGCUAAUCCAAGAAGAGAAGGAGACCACAGAGCAGCGGGCAGAGGAGCUAGAGAGCCGGGUGUCCAGCUCUGGCCUUGACUCCCUGGGACGGUACCGCAGCAGCUGCUCACUGCCACCCUCACUCACCACCUCCACCCUUGCCAGCCCCUCGCCUCCCAGCUCCGGACAUUCCACCCCCCGCCUGGCACCCCCCAGUCCUGCCCGGGAGGGCACAGAUAAGACGAACCACGUCCCCAAGGAAGAAGCUGGUGUUCCACGAGGGGAGGGCCCAGCCAUUCCAGGAGACACCCCACCACCCACUCCUCGCUCGGCCCGCCUUGAGAGGAUGACCCAGGCUUUGGCACUGCAGGCAGGGUCCCUGGAAGAUGGGGCACCGCCCCGGGGAAGUGAGGGCACCCCAGAUUCCCUCCACAAAGCCCCUAAGAAGAAGAGCAUCAAGUCAUCCAUAGGUCGGCUCUUUGGCAAGAAAGAGAAGGGCCGGAUGGGACCCCCGGGCCGGGAAAGUGCUUCUCUGGCUGGGACACCCUCAGAUGAAACACUGGCCACUGACCCUCUGGGGCUAGCCAAGCUGACUGGCCCGGGAGAUAAGGACAGGAGGAAUAAGAGGAAACACGAACUUCUGGAAGAGGCCUGUCGCCAGGGCCUGCCUUUUGCUGCGUGGGAUGGCCCCACCGUGGUCUCCUGGCUGGAGCUCUGGGUGGGCAUGCCUGCGUGGUAUGUGGCCGCCUGCCGGGCCAAUGUCAAGAGCGGCGCCAUCAUGGCCAACCUGUCAGACACCGAGAUCCAGAGGGAAAUCGGCAUCAGCAACCCACUGCACAGACUCAAGCUGCGCCUCGCCAUUCAGGAGAUGGUGUCUCUCACCUCCCCCUCUGCUCCCGCCUCCUCCCGAACUCCCACAGGAAACGUGUGGAUGACACAUGAGGAGAUGGAGUCUCUGACGGCAGCUACAAAACCCGAGACCAAGGAGAUCAGCUGGGAGCAGAUCCUGGCAUAUGGCGACAUGAACCACGAGUGGGUGGGGAAUGACUGGCUGCCCAGCCUCGGGCUGCCCCAGUACCGAAGCUACUUCAUGGAGUCACUAGUUGAUGCUCGGAUGUUGGACCACCUGAACAAGAAGGAACUUCGAGGCCAGCUCAAGAUGGUGGACAGCUUCCACAGGGUUAGUCUGCACUAUGGUAUCAUGUGCCUGAAACGGCUCAACUAUGACCGGAAGGAUCUGGAGCGGAGAAGGGAAGAGAGCCAGACUCAGAUCAGAGACGUGAUGGUGUGGUCCAACGAACGGGUCAUGGGUUGGGUGUCCGGUCUUGGCCUGAAGGAAUUUGCUACGAACCUCACCGAGAGCGGGGUGCACGGUGCGCUGCUGGCUCUGGACGAGACCUUCGACUACUCCGACUUGGCCCUGCUUCUGCAGAUACCGACGCAGAACGCACAGGCCCGGCAACUGCUGGAGAAAGAAUUCAGCAACCUCAUCUCCCUAGGCACAGACCGAAGGCUGGACGAGGACAGUGCCAAGUCCUUCAGCCGCUCCCCAUCCUGGAGGAAGAUGUUCCGGGAGAAGGACCUCCGGGGUGUAACCCCCGAUUCGGCCGAGAUGUUACCCCCCAACUUUCGCUCAGCGGCAGCAGGAGCCCUAGGCUCCCCCGGGCUCCCACUCCGCAAGCUGCAGCCUGAAGGCCAGACUUCUGGGAGUUCACGGGCAGACGGUGUUUCGGUGCGGACUUACUCCUGCUAGUGCGCGCCUCAGGUGAGGACUCCGCCAGAGACUGUCAGGGCUCAGGGUGGUGCAGCGGGGACCCGGGAUGGCGUUCCAUGGACUGCCUGGCCUCCACGCAAGCGACCUCACUCCCACCCGGAUGAAGACCCUUCCGAAGGCCGGGCCGUUUUCCCUCCUUUCCAGUGUCUGGUCUAGAUGGCGGCGAGGGAGCUCACAGCGGGCUGCGCCGUCUACACAGCCCGGGGUCCGCGUUCCCGCCUCCCAGACGGACUGGGCCUGGACCAAACCACGGGAAAUGCACUGAGAAGGGGCAGAAGAGGACGGGAAGAACGCCCACCCCGGACUCCCGCCUCCCUUUUCUCUGCUUUGUAAUUGAUCGAUCCGUCGCGGAUGGGCGCCUGGCGCCACGGACAGGGGCGGGGCUUCUCUCUCGGGCCGCAUGCGGGGAGAGGCCACCCCUUCCCUUUCUAUUGCCCGGUCGCGGGGCCCAAGUCUUCCUUCUUCGUCCGCUCGGAGGGGAGGGGAGACUCGCUGCUACCAGCCUCGCCCCCCGUGCCCCGCUGCGUCUCGUCGCCAGUCCUCGGGGUCAUCUGCAAGCGGGGUCCCCUGUCCCUCCUCCCGUGUCUCGUGUCCCCCGGGGCCUCCCCGCCCCUGUGCUAUGGCGGUGUCUGUGCCCAAGGGUCAGGGACGCAGCACUGCGUUCCCGUUUCCCCUCCGGCUCCGGGGUUUGCAUGGGAAAAUCCCUCUGUCAACUAUGCCGCUGGGCGAAGCGGCCUGGGGAGAGGACAGACGGACAGCGGGCAGCCCCACCCGACUCCCGGUCGGCCUCCCGGCCCCAGGCGUUACUCAGUGAUCACGGGUAAAGACCUACUGUUUCAAAA
This is a messenger RNA of Psammomys obesus (fat sand rat), 4595 nucleotides long. It is a transcript of the gene Ppfia3, whose product is annotated as PTPRF interacting protein alpha 3. The transcript is spliced from 29 exons. NCBI's taxonomy places the organism in Eukaryota, Metazoa, Chordata, Mammalia, Rodentia, Muridae. Gene Ontology annotation, biological process: synapse organization. Gene Ontology annotation, molecular function: protein binding. The record is from RefSeq and is a predicted model, not a curated record. The coding region runs from base 148 to 3732 and encodes 1194 amino acids. Gene Ontology annotation, cellular component: presynaptic active zone.